Molecule: messenger RNA, 1557 nt
Organism: Mollisia scopiformis
Lineage: Eukaryota; Fungi; Ascomycota; Leotiomycetes; Helotiales; Mollisiaceae
Exons: 2
Coding region: 133-1431 (432 amino acids)
Source: RefSeq, a predicted model, not a curated record
CCGCAACAAUCAACAACAAUACCCCGAGUUUGGGAGGACGCGACGAAUGACAUAUGAGUCCAUAACAGAUCUGCCGUGUGAUAAAACGUACUGUCCCACCAAGUAGCUUCCUCGAAGUCCUUUGACUUCAUGAUGUCCUCACAGCCGCCUCCAUUCCUAAGGCUUCCAUACGAAUUGCGUCUUGAAAUCUACGGACUUGCCUUAGAUCAAAGACUUGGAUACUUCCCUAGACACUAUCUAUCAAUUUCAUCCGUCAAUCGACAAAUUCGACAAGAGGUUCUACCCAUCAUCCUCUCGAAUUCCAGGUAUUUUAGCAGCCUGGAAAAGAUAUCAGACUGGACCUCGAGGGGAGAUCCAUUUCUUCUGAGCCAAAUUCAAAAUGUUACAGUCCACAUUUUCGAAGACUCUUUGCUACAAAUCGCAGAUGCUCUAGCAAGUAGUAUAAAUGAUGCCAUCUCAGGUCCUAGAAUUGCUCCCAGGUUCUGGAAGACAAUGUCAGCUCCACAAUUCGGUCGAAGCAACACCAAAGCAGGAAGUCGACAUUCUUUGCGAACGAAGAUUCUAUGCGCUCUUUGUCUGUCAAAACCCGAACUUGUUCCUAUCAGUAGCAAAGAUGCUAUUACUUCAACGUGGGACGCCUUCAAAGCCAUCAGCGAGGUCAAGAAACUCUGGAUCCUGUUCAAGGAUUCAACCCACCCCAGCAGUCGCCGGGCGUUUCCAAUCGAGCAAGAGCUCAUUCUUGAUAUUAUUGCCACAGCCUGUGAACGCGUUCAAGAUCUCACCGUCUUUUCCGAUCUCGUCUCUCUCGACUACCUAGGACAUUUCAAAGACCUUCGUCGCCUCCGUUUUAGUGGAUACUCAAAGUCCGACCCAGAAGAAACAUUGAAGAUUCUUCAAAGUCUCGAGAAACUGGACACCGUCAUCUUAUAUCGCUACCCGGAAAGUUAUGAUAUUGACAACAACAUUAUCACUUCCAAACUUCCAGAAUACCUCUCUGUGACACCGAACGUCGUUGCAUCCCUAAAUCCUUUGAAACACUUUCAGAUCUCACACAUGUCAUCCUACGUUCCCUCUCAGUACAUUUCCACAACACUUCUCCAGUCCCUUCGGAAUCACCUACGAACUCUUCGCAUCUUCCAGCUCUCUUCUGAUUACGCCUUGACUGAAGAUAUCGUCGAGGAACUCAUCUCAUUCCUUGCUGAUUCUCGAAUCACGGAUAUCAAGAUUCGAGUCAAAAUCCCAAAGAGGUUUGGAGAGCGGGAUGUCAUGAGUUUCUUUCCUAAGACGUGUAAGAAUGGAGAAGCCAGUACCAGAAAUUCGAAUGUGGAAGGCCUGCUCCACCUUGCGAUGACGGCGAGCGGGGCUUGCCAUCAUAUCACCCACGUUAAUAGGAUGUGUAGAUUUGUGAUCCCAAUUGAGCUCAUUGAGUAACAUGAAGUUUCAUGUCGUUGAUGGAUAAGUGAACUGCGAGCGUUGGCCAUGGAAAGAAUGUUUGAUAGUUAAUGUUCAUCGAUCUGUAUUUCAAGUUCACAUAUAUAAUGCAUAUACUUCGGUUCC